Messenger RNA from Miscanthus lutarioriparius, 1581 nucleotides. The record is from the annotation of a GenBank genome assembly. Lineage: Eukaryota; Viridiplantae; Streptophyta; Magnoliopsida; Poales; Poaceae.
AUGCAAUUCAGUCUACGGCAGUCUGCCAGCAGAAUUGGUGUUCUCCAAAGCAGCAGCAGCAUCCUGGAUGUCAGCUUCAACCACCUAUCUGGUCCUCUGCAAGAGCAUCAAUCCCCAAUUUCGGCCUUCCUCUCAAGUGGCACUAUUUCCCCAGAGUUUGGCAAUUGCUCCAAGUUGACAGUACUCAAGGCUGGCCACAACAACCUUACUGGAGGUCUACCCAAUGGACUGUUUAAUGCUACCUCAUUGGAGCACCUUGCUUUUCCAAACAAUAAUUUGCAAGGGGCACUUGAUGGUUCCAGCGUAGUCAAACUCAGUAAUCUGAUUUUCCUUGACCUUGGAUCAAAUGGGCUCGAAGGAGAGAUGCCAGAUUCUAUUGGGCAGCUGGGAAGAUUGGAGGAGCUCCACUUAGACAACAACCUGAUGAUCGAAGAGCUGCCAUCGACCCUAAGUAACUGCAGAAGUCUCAAUUAUAUCACCCUCAGAAACAAUAGUUUUAUGGGAGAUCUUAGCAGAGUUAACUUCACCCAGAUGGAUCUGAGGACUGCAGAUUUUUCACUGAACAAAUUCAAUGGAACAAUUCCUGAAAGCAUAUAUGCAUGCAGCAAUCUAAUUGCUUUGCGGUUGGCUUACAACUUUCUUGGCCAGUUCUCACCAAGAAUAGCCAAUCUCAGAUCCCUUUCCUUCCUUUCAGUUACCAGUAAUUCAUUUACAAAUAUCACAGAUGUGAUACGGAGUCUCAAGUGGUGCAAGAACCUCACCACCCUAGUUAUGGGAACCAACUUCAAAGGUGAAACCAUACCGCAGAAUGAAGCAAUUGAAGGUUUUGAGAAUCUUCGGAUCCUAACCAUAGACACAUGCCCAUUGGUUGGGCUCCCACUCCUCUUCUUUCUGGACAUAUCAAGCAACAGGCUUACAGGGAAUAUCCCAACUGAAUUGAUGGGGAUGCCAAUGCUACAAUCUGAGAAGAAUGCUGCCAAGUUGGACCCGAAGUUCCUUGAGUUACCUGUAUUUUGGACACAAUCACGUCAAUACCGUUGGCUCAAUGCUUUCCCCAAUGUAUUGAAUCUAUGCAACAAUAGCUUGACAGGCAUAAUUCCCCAAGGGAUUGGUCAGUUGAAAAUGCUCAAUGUCCUCAACUUUAGCACCAACAGCUUAUCUGGAGAAAUACCACCACAAAUUUGCAACCUCACAAACCUGCAAACGCUAGACUUGUCAAAUAACCAGCUCACAGGUGAACUCCCAUCCGCAUUGCGUAAUCCUCACUUCCUUUCUGGGUUCAAUGUGUCUAACAACGACCUAGAAGGGCCAGUUCCAACUGGAGGACAGUUCAAUACCUUCACAAAUACUAGCUACAUUGGGAAUUCCAAGCUAUGUGGUCCUAUGCUCAGCGUCCAUUGUGGCUCAUUAGAAGCACCUUCAGCCUCAAUGAAAAGGAGGCACAAGAAGACCCUCUUGGCAGUUGUUUUCGGUGUCAUUUUUGGUGGACUUGCUGCUCUUUCAUUGCUUGCAUGCUUCCUCAUAGCACGGUUGGUAUAUGAUGACCACACCGAAAACCUUGUUCCCCUACACAGGCGGUAG